This is a messenger RNA of Ogataea angusta, 858 nucleotides long. RefSeq lists its product as uncharacterized. The transcript has a single exon. The coding region runs from base 1 to 858 and encodes 285 amino acids. The record is from RefSeq and is a predicted model, not a curated record. Lineage: Eukaryota; Fungi; Ascomycota; Pichiomycetes; Pichiales; Pichiaceae.
AUGUCCAAAAGAGUCCAGAAAACUCAGUAUUUGCUGCGACUACUCGGCAACCCGAAGCUCUACAGCCUACUGGGCAGCCCGUUCGAAGACCCGCUGAAGCUCGACUCGCUUUUGUCGACCGUCUGCUACGGAUCUUUGUUUAUCUCUGAACUUAUCAAAAGACGGCCAGAACUCGUGCAGGCUUUGAGUAAACUGGCGGAGAAAUUGAAGAUCCAGGGGUUGCUCGCGCUCAUAAAGGCCUACAUGCUCCAGCUGCGACGCGCGCUCGAUCCGAAGCAGCGUUUAUCUAUUAAUGUUCCCCUAGACUCCUUAUCUACUAAGUUGAGACUCAUCUCGGACUAUAUUGCCGACGUCCGCAUCUUCAAUCGCAUGUGGGGCCUGCCCGGAUUGCUAGCGUUUGGCGUCGAAGAUUUGCACAGGAUACUCAGAGCAGAUUCAAGUUUGGCCACAAAAUUUCUGGAAGCCACAAGCACCAUAUCCAUCGUGGCGUACCAGCCGCUCGAAAACGUCGCUUUUGCAGCCGACCACAACUGGACGCAUCUCGAGAAAUCGGCCUCGCUGCAGUACUACGUGGCCUCGUCGCGGCUUUGGGCCGUGUUUGUCGUGCUGGAGGUUGUCAAGCUCGUGAAGAACAUGGUUCAAACUAAACUUGCCGGCAAGCCGCUCGACCUUCUCCACAACCGCUCUCUGAACCGCCCGCUGGUCGCCAACAUCGCCAAUCUGCCACUCACUGUGCACUGGUCUUUGCACGAUGGGUGUCUUAGUGACCUCACCGUGGGAUUCUUGGGCACUAUGUCUAGUCUGCUCAACACAAAAGAUUCCUGGGGAGAAGUGUUCGCACAGGUGCGCCAGCUUUGA